AUGCUUUCCCGUACUUUACGUGCCACAGCACAUUCUGGCUUUGCAAGACAAUCUUGUAGAUUGUUAUCAAGUGGAAAAGUUUUACGUUCAGAACAUGAUGUUACUACCAAGACUGCUUCGAAAUUAUCUGAAAUUACAGGACCUGAUGGAUCAUUGAUUGGUCCAGGUGCCAAGAAAGGUACUAUUCCAACUGACUUAGAUCAGGCCACUGGUUUGGAAAGAUUUGAAAUUUUAGGUAAAUUAGAAGGUAUUGAUGUUUUCGACAUGGAGAAUCCAAUUUUCCAAGGUAAGGGAACGAUGAAAGAACCGUUUUUAGUCCCGACCUAUGUCGGUUACAGAUAUGUAGGAUGCAGAGGUAAAGAAGGGGAUGAACACAAGCCAUAUUGGAUGAAGGUCGAAGAAGAACACCCAGCUAGAUGCUGGCAAUGUGGUAAUGUCUUUGUUACAAAGUAUUUAGGUGAACCAGGUCAUCAUCACCAUUGA
Priceomyces carsonii is the source of this 483-nucleotide messenger RNA. It is a transcript of the gene COX4, whose product is annotated as cytochrome c oxidase subunit IV. The coding region runs from base 1 to 483 and encodes 160 amino acids. Gene Ontology annotation, biological process: mitochondrial electron transport, cytochrome c to oxygen. The record is from RefSeq and is a predicted model, not a curated record. Gene Ontology annotation, cellular component: mitochondrial envelope. NCBI's taxonomy places the organism in Eukaryota, Fungi, Ascomycota, Pichiomycetes, Serinales, Debaryomycetaceae. The transcript has a single exon.